Carcharodon carcharias (great white shark) is the source of this 4719-nucleotide messenger RNA. Its product is annotated as rho GTPase-activating protein 22-like. Gene Ontology annotation, biological process: activation of GTPase activity; signal transduction. The coding region runs from base 32 to 2161 and encodes 709 amino acids. The record is from RefSeq and is a predicted model, not a curated record. Gene Ontology annotation, molecular function: GTPase activator activity. Gene Ontology annotation, cellular component: focal adhesion. NCBI's taxonomy places the organism in Eukaryota, Metazoa, Chordata, Chondrichthyes, Lamniformes, Lamnidae. The transcript has 10 exons.
GUGUGGAGAGGUCUCUACUGCAGCAGGAACUAUGUGGAGACAAAGAUCAAGGCGGUCCCAGCUUGCCCGGUCUAAAAGCAUGGUGAUGGGAGAGCAGAGCCGAGUCUCCAGCAGGCCAUCCUCACCCAGUCUACAGGAUAAGGCACUGAAAUCAGGAUGGUUGAAGAAACAGAGGAGUAUCAUGAAGAACUGGCAGCAGCGCUGGUUUGUCCUCAGGGGUGAACAGCUCUACUAUUACAAGGAUGAGGAGGAGAACAAGCCUCAGGGUUUUAUCCACCUGCAAGGGAGCCAAGUGAAUGAGUUCACAGCCAACCCUGAGGAGCCUGGCAAACAUCUGUUUGAGAUUGUCCCAGGGGGUGCUGGGGAUCGGGACCGGGACCGGAUGGCUGUCAAUCAUGAAGCAUUCCUACUUAUGGCAAACUCCCAGAAUGACAUGGAGGACUGGGUGAAGGCCAUUAGGCGAGUGAUAUGGGCUCCAUUUGGUGGAGGUAUAUUUGGACAACGCUUGGAAGACACGGUACAGUACGAGCGGAAGUUUGGCAAGCGGUUGGCUCCCUUAUUAGUCGAACAGUGUGUGGACUUUAUCAGAGAGCAUGGCCUCACUGAAGAAGGGUUAUUCCGCAUGCCUGGGCAAGCCAACCUUGUCAAAGAACUCCAGGAUUCUUUUGACUGUGGAGAAAAGCCUCUGUUUGACAGGAACACUGAUGUUCACACAGUUGCAUCCCUGUUGAAGCUGUAUCUGAGAGAGUUGCCAGAGCCAGUGAUCCCAUUUGCCAAGUAUGAAGACUUCCUCUCAUGUGCUCAACUAUUGGCUAAGGAUGAAGAGGAGGGUGUCCAAGAGCUGAUCAAACAGGUCACCAAUCUGCCUCGGGCUAAUUACAACCUUCUCAAAUAUAUCUGCAGGUUCCUUGAUGAAGUUCAAUCUUAUUCAAGUGUUAAUAAAAUGAGCGUCCAAAAUCUCGCAACUGUCUUUGGACCAAAUAUUUUGCGUCCAAAACUGGAAGACCCAGUGACCAUUAUGGAAGGUACCUCCCUGGUGCAGCACUUAAUGACCGUGUUGAUCAGUGAACAUGAUAGACUUUUCCCCAUUAGUCACAGUGACAUACUGAUCCCUCAGCCCGAAGUGCCAUCGAUGGGCAAGCGCAGUCUGGUGGAGUGGGUGUCUGAAGAAGAGUGCGGAGAAACCAAGACUGACAAUCAAGUGGGCAGCUUCUGCAACAGUGCAACCUCACUAGAUGUGAACAUUAGCACCCCUGUGACCCUUUCAAAAAAUGCAUCUCAGGAGCAAGCUGACAAACAGGUUCCUAUAAGCACCAGCCCAAGCAGAAGACUGCAGACCCUCCCCGGGUGGAAAUACUCUUUUAAACAGACUGGAGGAAGGUCUAGCAAUGCCAAACUAGGUGGCUCGACUUUGGAUAUUCCGCAUUUAACAGCCAGUGGAAAUUGGCUGAUGAAUGGUUUAUCAUCGCUCCGAGGGCACAGAAGGACUUCAUCUGGGGACAGGGUCAAAGAAACUGGGUCAUCUCGCCUGUCAACUUAUGACAAUGUCCCAUCAUCAAGUGUUUCCUUGAGUGUUGGGGACAGGCAGAGCAUCGCUAGUACCACAUGGUCAACUUCAUCCUGUGAGAUUUCAGUGGUUGACUCUAGUAGUUCCGCUGUUUGCCAUGAGAGUGACUCUUCAGUGCUCAACUGCACAAAAGUGGACUGGCCCGUGCAGGUCACCCAGCCACAGGGCGAGACGCAGAGGUUUGAGACUGGCAGUAGGAUUGGGCAGUUUGAUGUGUGCAUCAGUAGUAUGAGCUGCAGCGAGAACAGUGACUUGGCCACUGCAUCGAAUGACUCUGCCACAUGUUCGAAAGCACUUCAGAGUCUGGUCACAGAGCUCAAGUCAGAACUGACCAAACAAAGGGCAGAGUACGAAACCAGGAUUAAAAGGCUUGAAGGGUCUAGCACAGAGCUGCGAUUGCAAGUGAACAAACUGGAAGAAGAGCUGGAUCAGGGGAAGAAGAAAUACGCCAUGCUUGAAAUAAAGAUGCGUAAUGCUGAACGGGCACGUGAAGACGCAGAGAAGAGAAACCAACUUCUGCAGAAGGAGAUGGAAGACUUCUUUUCCACAUUAGGAGACUUGACACUGGAAGCCAGGGAAACCAAACCCAAAUAGCAAAACGUGCUUUUACGUUCUUAAAACUGCAACAUGCAAGACCAUGAAGACACCGUUUACAUGCUUCAUUGACAUUUUCUAAGAAGUGUAUGCAUUUAUUUUUAAUGUUAUGGAUUGUGUUACGAGUAUUAAUAGACAAUUCCAUUUUGUACUGUGUUUUUUUUUUGUUGUUGUAAAGCCUCGGAGCUCUCACAGGCUGUUUACGUGUUCACAUCCCAAAGAACAACCUUGGAAUUUCAUUGUCUUCUCGUUUAUCUCCACUCCAAAGCGUCCCACACCUAUGCUUCUCCUACUUGAGAAGCAGUGGUAUAGCAUUUGAUGGAGUGAGAGGCUCAUCCCUUCGCUCCGAAAGGAUUCGUAGGAAUUGCCAUUGUGCUUUUUCAUAAUUUGCCUGGGCUUGAAGUGAUGUAUCUGUGAUAUUUGCACAUACAAUUAGACUGGGCAGGGUUGAAUACAAGGCCUCACUCCAUAAACUAUUUCAGGAGCCAAAUUGUCAAACUUUAUAUAUAUAUAAUGGAGGAAUUUGUUAUGUUACAUGUACCAGUUUAAGACAUUCUGGACUAACAGUGACAGCCAGUUUUGGAUCACACUCUGGUCAGAGACAGUGAAACUUUUCUGUAUAUAUGCAAGUAUGAAAAACUUCCAUGCACUGCCACCUGAAUACCAAGUUGAAGUGGCUGUUAGCUCUCCAUUGACCCUAUAAAAAUGAAACAUUAAAUUGAAAAGCGAAGCAGUCCAGUGGACUGGAUGGGAAUUUUGCUAAAUGUAUUUUGCACUAGUUAUACUGUGCAAGACUGCCUCCUGGAGGUGCCCUCUCAUACCACUUCACUAAAUUUGAUCCUGGUGAGAUUUUGUCCAAGUUACAGUUGGUAUUAAUAAGAAACUGACUGUACUUGGUACUGACACAAACUGUCUGAUAUGUCUGGACUGCACAAGAAACCAUAGCACAAUAUGUAAAUGGGUAGAAAUUUAGAGAGAGGAAAGCAAUUAGAACACAGGUUGUGUAGGGUAAGAAUUGAAACGAAGACCAUUCUCAAUAAAUCAUAUGAGAACACCUCUGUGAAGUGACGUAUGAAUUGAACGUCACAAAGCUGAACAAUUAAGACAAACCACACACAAAUUGCCCCUCGUUUUCCCUCUCUGAUUUGUUUACACUCAGAAUAAUCUUGCCGGAUUCCUGGCUGCUUUCCUAUCAAAGAUGCAGAGGAAUAUUACUGCAAUCGGCAGCUUAGCAAAACAUGCCCAGGUUAUGCAGUCAGGAAUGAGCAGAUUCUCUCUUCAAGCCAUGUAGAAACUGAAAAUAAAAGCAAUGUGGGGUUAUGGAACCAAGAAAAAAAAAAAGAAUUCUCAGGUUAAUAGUCCUCAUCACUGCUGAGCAUUAAAACUCUGAUCGUUCAUGGUUGCUUGUUAAUUUACAGGCUAUUCAGAGGGUAUAAGAUGAAAAGUAAAUGCUAAUCUUUUAUAAUGAAGACAAUCAUCUGUCAAGUUUCCUCCCUCCCCUCUUAUAACAUACUGAACUGGCUGGAUCAAAGCAGAGGACAAUUUUUACAACUGACUGCAGAUGUGAAGGGGGAGAAGUCUGUAUUUAUAAUAUCAAUUAUCAAAUGGAGCACAACAAAUAUCCAAUUUGUAAGUGAUAAUGCAGAUAAUGUGAAAUGAAAGAAUACUUAACUGUGACUCUAAUACGAGUGUGGGGAUACACUGGCAUUGGCCAGAAAUUAAGCCUGAUGAUAAUUGCCCAAUAUUCCACAUAGCUCAGCUCAAAAGGGACAUUGAUUAAUUCAUGAGAAGCUAGGGUUUCCAUCAUUUUUCGCUGGAUUGGUUGUGGGAUUAUGUUCAAAAUACAAACUAAAACUUUAGUGAGAAUUAAAGUUACUUGUAUAUGGACAGAUGUUUUAAUACUCCCUGUGAUAAUGCAUUUUGCUGUCAUUUUGAUCUCUCCAGAUACGCCGACUUUUCCCUAAAUUGCAAUCCUGUUUAGCUGGUGUGUUUAACUCCUUUUGCUGAGUCAGGAACCAUUCUGAAUAUUUAACUCUUGUCACUCAACAUUUCACAGCCACUUUGCAGGCUCCCAGCAAAACUCAUUGUACUGUACACUUACAUCAAUAUUCAUUCAAAAGAUAUCCAUGGCACAAUUCCUUUUACUGCAUGAUAGUCUUAGUUUUACUGCUUCCAGCAAAUGUUCACAUCAGUGAAAGCAAACAAUACUACAGAUGUGGGAGAGAUUAAAAACCCAGCUUCGCAGUGGCCACAGAACAUCUGGUAUAUCAUCCAGCUCAUGUCACUCAUGAAAAAAUGGCUUUCAAUUCAUUCACACUAGCAUAACCAGUGUGUUUCAAGUAUUUUGCACCUAUAUCACAGUGAUACGGUGCAGCUUUAUAUUUCUAUUAACUACCAUGAUGUUUAAUUGAUCGGUACGGUUUCAAUAAAACAGAACUCCGCAAAAGGAAUAUGUUGGGAGAAGUAGAUCCAAGUGGCUUAAAAGUGGAUGUUUUCUGCAUGUGAGGUGUACAUUUUAUAAAGGUCUUUGUCACCGCCAAUUAAAUAAAAUCUAGUCC